Molecule: messenger RNA, 2138 nt
Organism: Rosa rugosa (rugosa rose)
Lineage: Eukaryota; Viridiplantae; Streptophyta; Magnoliopsida; Rosales; Rosaceae
Product: scarecrow-like protein 23
Exons: 1
Coding region: 561-1859 (432 amino acids)
Biological process (GO): regulation of DNA-templated transcription; leaf development; bundle sheath cell fate specification
Cellular component (GO): nucleus
Molecular function (GO): DNA-binding transcription factor activity; sequence-specific DNA binding
Source: RefSeq, a predicted model, not a curated record
AAGGAAGCCCCCAUAUACAUCUAAAUCAUAUUCAUUCAUACAAACAAGACUCAAAUAAUCAUGCUCUCCUCCAUGAUUAGAGCAUACAACUAAUUAAAAAACAACACAUAUCAAUGUCAACACCCAAAGAUAAGCCUCCCACCCCAUUAAAUCUUCCCAAAACAAAGUCCGAGAAUCCAAAGAUGAUGCAAAUUAGACCAUUAAACAAAUCCCUAAACCAAAUUAACCAAUCCAUACAAAUCACCUCCCCCUUAAACCCCCAACACAACCAACGGACUUAACGACGACGACGACGAUAACCCCCACACGUGCCAACUGACACGUACCAAAUAAUAAUGCUAAAAAGUUAUCAAACUUUCUGUCCUUCUUUCUCUAUUCCCAAACCACCCCCCUCUCGCCUCUCUUCUCUCUCUUUCUCUGACACACUCCAUCUCUGCAAAUCUCUCUGUACAGGCUUUUGAUUUGUCUCUUUCCGCUCGAAGCUUUCCUCCGCUUCUAUAUUCUCUCUCUCUCUCAAUCCAGAGGUGGAAGUGGAGUCCCUACUCUCUCCUCACCCAGUCAUGCUUCAGAGCUUAGUACCCCAAUCCCCAAUUGGCGCCAACCCUACCUCGUCUUCUUCCUCCAUGAAGACCAAGCGCGCCGACCGCGACGACUCCGAUUCCGCCGCCGACGACCCCUCCUCCUUCAGCAACAAGCGCCCGAGUUUCUCGCGCGAGCCGACCGCCGAGCCGGUGGCCGAGGGCGAGUCGGCCGGGCUCAAACUCUUGGGGCUUCUGCUACAAUGCGCCGAGUGCGUGGCCAUGGAUAAUCUCCACGACGCCAGCGACCUUCUCCCGGAGAUCUCCGAGCUGUCGUCGCCGUUCGGGUCCUCGCCGGAGCGCGUUGGCGCGUAUUUCGCCCACGCGCUGCAGACGCGCGUGAUCAGCUCCUGCUUGGGGACGUACUCGCCUCUGACGACGAAAACCCUAACGGUGGCGCUGUCGCAGCGGAUCUUCAAUGCUCUGCAGGCGUACAACUCCAUCUCCCCGCUCGUGAAAUUCUCUCAUUUCACGGCGAACCAGGCGAUUUUCCAGGCCCUGGACGGCGAGGAUCACGUCCACGUCAUCGACUUGGAUAUAAUGCAGGGCCUCCAGUGGCCAGGAUUGUUCCACAUCCUGGCCUCCCGGUCAAGGAAGAUCCGGUCAAUGCGAAUCACCGGGUUCGGAUCCUCCACCGAGCUCCUCGAGUCCACCGGCCGCCGGCUCGCCGACUUCGCAAGCUCCCUCGGCCUGCCCUUCGAGUUCCAGGCCCUGGAGGGCAAAAUCGGGAGCAUAUCGGAGCUGAGUCAACUCGGAAUCCGACCGAGCGAGGCCACGGUGGUGCACUGGAUGCACCAUUGCCUCUACGACGUGACCGGAAGCGACCUGGCGACGUUGAGGUCGCUGAGCCUGCUCCGGCCGAAGCUGAUCACGAUCGUGGAGCAGGACCUGAGCCACAGCGGGAGCUUCCUGGGGAGGUUCGUGGAGGCGUUGCAUUACUACAGCGCGUUGUUCGACGCGCUCGGGGACGGGUUGACUGUGGACAGCCUAGAGAGGCAUAUGGUGGAGCAGCAGCUGUUCGGGUGUGAGAUAAGGAACAUCCUGGCCGUGGGUGGGCCCAAGAGGACUGGGGAGGUGAAGGUGGAGAGGUGGGGGGAGGAGUUGAAGCGGGUCGGGUUUCGGCCCGUUUCGCUUGGCGGUAACCCGGCCGCCCAGGCCGGCUUGUUGCUUGGGAUGUUUCCUUGGAAAGGGUACACAUUGGUGGAGGAGAAUGGGUGCUUGAAGUUGGGCUGGAAGGAUCUUUCCUUGCUCACCGCCUCGGCCUGGCAGCCGUCCGAUUGAAUUACUUUGACCCCUAAGAGUCGAUUAUUUCGAUAUCGAAAUCGAUACCAUCAAGCAUGUUGGUAAAUGGGGCAAAGGGAUUUUUUUUUUUCUUCUCUUUUGUGUUUUCACUUUGUUGUAAUUCUUUGAAAGGAGAAAAAUUCAAAAAAACAUGUAGCUAGUUUUGUUGUUUUUUUUUUUAGAUGUUAAAAGAAAAGAGAAAAGGUCCAUAGUUCAUGGGAUCUUUCUAUAGAUGAUGAAAUUCAAGUGAGAAUCAAAUGCAUUCUGAGUUAGUUGCAA